AUGAGUGGAAACAUUCAAUCAGAGCAAGAUUUGACGGAAGCUGGAAAAUUCUAUUGUAUUAUACAUGAUAUAUACACUAACCCACGACCGCAUGAGGAUAAAAAGGAUAACAGCAACCAUCCUAGCUACCGUAAAAUUAAAUUGCCCUAUUAUGUACAAUGCGCUAACCGUUACGAAAACGCUAAACGUGCAUACGAGAACCAAUUUCAACGCGAAAUCAAUAAAUUGAUUGCCUUACAGUCAACCGGUUAUGAAGCCGCACGUAUGAAUAGACAUUUGUGCAUAACGAGUAUAUGGCCACCGUUGCAUAGUCGUCAUGAUAUCGAUUACACACAUCGUCACUUUUUCAGAUUAAACCGAAAGGAACGAACACGUUUGCAAUGGAUUAUGACCACAAACAUUAUAUGA
Messenger RNA from Glossina fuscipes, 408 nucleotides. RefSeq lists its product as uncharacterized. The transcript is spliced from 3 exons. Bases 1 to 408 code for a protein of 135 amino acids. The record is from RefSeq and is a predicted model, not a curated record. Lineage: Eukaryota; Metazoa; Arthropoda; Insecta; Diptera; Glossinidae.